This is a messenger RNA of Arthroderma uncinatum, 765 nucleotides long. RefSeq names its product nodulation protein nodB. Gene Ontology annotation, cellular component: membrane. Gene Ontology annotation, molecular function: hydrolase activity, acting on carbon-nitrogen (but not peptide) bonds. The record is from RefSeq and is a predicted model, not a curated record. Lineage: Eukaryota; Fungi; Ascomycota; Eurotiomycetes; Onygenales; Arthrodermataceae. The coding region runs from base 1 to 765 and encodes 254 amino acids. Gene Ontology annotation, biological process: carbohydrate metabolic process. The transcript has a single exon.
AUGCUGUCCCUAAUAGGCUGUGUUGCCGUUGCUUCUAUUAUAAUAGGCCCCCUCUAUAUCCUCUACAAGCCUCCCAAGUUCGUUAUCUCCUACGCUCAGCGUCAAUGGGAGGACGUAUUAUGGCACGUUCCGACUUCUAAAAAGAUAGUUGCUCUCACGAUUGAUGAUGGGCCGUCGAGAUAUACGCCAGAGAUAUUGGAAAUACUCAAAUCUAAUGACGCAACGGCGACUUUCUUCGUUAUCGGGUCCCAUGUUACUCCUGGCCGAGAGGAGGCCCUGCAUGACCUUAUCCGCAAUGGAAACGAGUUAGCUAACCAUGCUAUGCGUGAUGAGCCGUCAUGUCUACUGAGCGAGUCUGAUCUCGUCAAUAAUAUCAGCUGCGUUCAAAAAAUCAUAUCUGAUGCCGAGACUACUGUUGCGUCGGGCGACAUCAAUAACCCAGGCCCAAACGUUGAUAUUACCCCAAAGAAUCUUUACUUUCGUCCGGGCGGUGGUUUUUUUACCGCUAAGAUGCGUCGAGUCCUUUCAGGCUUGGGAUAUCGUCUUGUUCUCGGUGAUAUCUACCCCCAUGAUCCGUUCGUACCAUUCUGGCAAGUCAACCACUGGCAUAUUCUGAGCCCGGUGCGCCCUGGUGGAAUAAUAAUCUGCCAUGACGGUCGGCCUUGGACCCUUCCGUUGCUGCGGAAACUACUUCCAGAAUUGAAACGAAAAGGAUACCGAGUCGUUACCCUUACUGAACUAUUGAAGGAAGAAGAGCGUGGUUGA